UAACUGGCCGAUUAACUUAACCGGAAAUUGGUAAAAGUCGCCGUCAAGGCUCCAUUCUUGAAAUAUACGCAUACGCAAAUAAUAUAUGUACAUUAUACAUAUAUCAUACAUACAUUAGCCCGGCUGUAGAUAUCAAGUUGUAUCAAGUUUUACUCCUACAGUAUGUGAGGUUAAGGUAAAGAUGUUUGUGUUGGCGGAAUUAAAGGAUACUGUUAGGAUACCACCAAGUAAUUUUAAGUACAAAUUGAACGAUAUUGUUGCUGAUGAAUUAAACAGAAAACUUGCUAAUAAAGUUUACAAGGAUGUAGGACUCUGUAUUACGCUGCAUGACAUUACGAAGAUCGAAGAGUCGUAUAUUUUCCCAGGAGACGGAGCUUCCCAUACGAAGGUGACAUUUCGAUUUAUUGUAUUUCGUCCAUGGAUGGAAGAAAUAUUAAUAGGGAAGAUUCGAAGUUGUAGUCCCGAAGGUGUACAUGUUACAUUAGGAUUUUUUGAAGAUAUAGUUAUACCACCUCAUAAAUUACAACAUCCAUCACGUUUUGAUCAGAUAGAACAAGCAUGGGUUUGGAUAUAUAAGACUGAAGAUGGAGAAAUGCAUGAU
Messenger RNA from Pogonomyrmex barbatus (red harvester ant), 601 nucleotides. RefSeq names its product RNA polymerase III subunit H (gene Polr3H). Lineage: Eukaryota; Metazoa; Arthropoda; Insecta; Hymenoptera; Formicidae. Gene Ontology annotation, molecular function: DNA-directed RNA polymerase activity; DNA binding. Gene Ontology annotation, biological process: transcription initiation at RNA polymerase III promoter; DNA-templated transcription. Gene Ontology annotation, cellular component: RNA polymerase III complex. The record is from RefSeq and is a predicted model, not a curated record.